GGAGUGGUGGUGAUCAGCACAGCUCACUGACUGUAGUCCCUUUUGUAUGCGCAGCGGUGCCCAACUGCAGCCUAAACCGCUCGCUCUUACAAUAAUUAUGAGUAAAAGACGAAAAGUUGGACUUUGACAUGAAAUGUCUCGCUCGCGCCGCGCCCCUCCGUAAAAUGAACGAGAACACAAGUAAGCGCACGGGGAAUCUAUGUGCAUAUUUCGAUGGAUAUUUUGCAUCUUGAAAACAACUCGGGAAGAUCUCUGAAUUGAGUCGAGACAACACUGUGAGGACGCAGGGGGCGUCAGGUUUUGCUGACCUUAGCAUCUUUGGACCGUUUCAAUGGGAAUCUCUUUGCCAUUAACACUUUGAGGGAGUCCCCUUCGCUUUGCCUCCGUUCGUUUCUUUGAGACAGGCUGCUGUAUGUUUCCCGUUUGUCCUGAAGGCGCGUACGGGUGGAUAUAUUCGCGUUCAGCGCAGCAGAUCUGGCGCAGCGGGCGGGAGGAAGACCAGGAUCAUUGCAGUACCUGUAAUGAAUGGCUGCUGAAAGACACCACUGACCCUGGCAACGAGACGUUUUUAUUAGUUCUGCUGGUGUCAUGUAAACAUAAUCAUUUAGCAAAUGAUUUCUCCGGCGCUUUGGGGACUCCUGAUGCUUGCAGUGUUUCCUGGGUUCUAAUGCAAGAGGGAGGUGUUGACGAGUGAAAAGAAGCCUCAAAUUUCCCUGCUCCUUUCCCACAAACUUUUAGAGGCAACACCGUCGCACUCUGAAAACGAACUGCAGGUUGCAUUUAUUCACAGCAUGACUGUUGCGACGGGCGACCCAGUUGAUGAAGCCGCAGCUCACCCGGGUCAGCCACAGGACACAUACGACCCGGAACCAGACCAUGAGUGCUGCGAAAGGGUGGUCAUUAACAUAUCUGGCCUGCGCUUUGAGACGCAGCUCAAAACUCUGUCUCAGUUCCCAGAGACAUUGCUCGGGGACCCCAAAAAGAGAAUGCGCUAUUUUGACCCUCUGAGGAAUGAGUACUUUUUUGACAGGAACCGCCCAAGUUUUGAUGCCAUUCUCUAUUACUACCAGUCAGGCGGCAGGUUGCGAAGGCCUGUCAAUGUGACAUUGGAUAUUUUUUCUGAGGAGAUACGUUUUUAUGAGCUUGGGGAAGAAGCCAUUGAGAUGUUCAGGGAGGAUGAAGGAUUUAUUAAGGAAGAGGAGAAACUCCUGCCAGAAAAUGAGUUUCAGAGGCAGGUAUGGCUGCUCUUUGAGUAUCCUGAAAGUUCAGGGCCUGCCCGGAUUAUUGCCAUCAUUUCAGUCAUGGUCAUUCUCAUAUCUAUAGUCAGUUUCUGCCUGGAGACACUUCCGAUUUUUCGCAAUGAUGAAAUGGAGAUGCACAAAACAUACCCAACCAACUCCAACUCAACAAUUAGCUACACCUCCGACUACUUUACUGACCCUUUCUUCAUCUUGGAGACUCUUUGCAUCAUAUGGUUCUCCUUUGAGUUCCUGGUGCGCUUCUUUGCGUGUCCUAGCAAAGCAGGCUUCUUUGUCAAUAUAAUGAACAUCAUUGAUAUUGUGGCUAUAAUACCUUACUUUAUCACCUUGGGCACGGAGCUAGCAGAGAAGCCAGAGGAUGGUCAGCAAGGACAGCAAGCCAUGUCACUUGCCAUUUUGAGGGUCAUCAGAUUAGUACGAGUCUUUAGGAUCUUCAAACUUUCUCGGCACUCGAAAGGGCUGCAGAUUCUCGGCCAAACACUCAAGGCCAGCAUGAGGGAGCUUGGGCUGCUUAUCUUCUUUCUCUUCAUCGGAGUCAUCCUGUUUUCGAGCGCCGUCUACUUUGCAGAAGCGGAUGAGCCUGACUCACAGUUUAUAAGCAUCCCAGAUGCCUUCUGGUGGGCAGUGGUUUCAAUGACCACAGUAGGGUAUGGUGACAUGGUCCCAACUACCAUUGGAGGCAAAAUUGUGGGAUCCCUGUGCGCUAUCGCUGGUGUGCUGACCAUUGCCUUGCCCGUGCCUGUCAUAGUCUCAAACUUCAACUACUUCUACCAUCGAGAGACAGAAGGCGAGGAACAGGCCCAGUACCUUAACGUGACCAGCGUCCCCAAGAUUGAUUCAUCAGAGGACCUGAAAAAGAGCCGCAGCGGGUCAACCAUGAGCAAGUCUGACUACAUGGAAAUUCAAGAGGCUGUUAACAACAGCAAUGAGGACUUUCGAGAGGAGAACAUCAAGACUGGAAACUGCACACUAACCAACACAAACUAUGUUAACAUCACCAAAAUGCUUACAGAUGUAUAACCGUUUUGAACUGCCUUUAACGAAGAAGGUGAGAUAAAGAAGGGGUGUGCAAACCCCAGAUUUGAAGGCUUCAGAUGCCUCAUGGAAGAGUUUCAAAACGGGAGAUUUGAAAUGUGUCCAUUUGAGUGAAGGAUCAGUGAAGAAGACCUAUCCAUCAUUCCAUCUCCAUUCCCUCUCGCAAGUUGUGGGAAACUUGAUUGGUUGGGGACGUUGUUUUGCAUUCUUGUGUUCAGUGUCUGCAUGGAGUUUGUCUAUUCUGUGUGACUGUGCUAGAAGUCGGUCUGCUUGCAACAGUAGCCAAUCGUAGCCUAACCAGUUGAUACAAGCGUAGCAUAGAGGGACCAAUUCCUGACUCCCAUUUCCCCAUUCACUGCCAACCCGAGGACCCCUUGAGUCUUUUUUGAGUGUAUUUGUUCCUGGGAAGAAUGAGAAUUUUGUCACUCCAAAUUGAUUAGUGGCACAUAAAACAUGGAGGAGAUAAUAUAUAUUCGUGAAGAAUCACCAUGGAGGAUGUAUUUCUCUGUGAAUGCACAAACGCUGCCUGUCCUGCCAGCCGCAACAGUGUACCAUGUGCGGUACCUAAAAAAUAUUACAUUCCAUCUUGUGACGAAGAAAUACAUGCAUGACCAAUCCGAGGGGGCCUGGAGGACCGGUUCUGUGGCCCCCUUUCUAUCUGUAUGACCUUUUUUCCCUCUUUCGCUGCCAGCAUAUUAGGAUCUCAGUGUGUCCCUUGUUAGAGUAAACAGACCUGAAAGUGGAGUGGAAAUUGUUUUGAAGUUGCCCUUUUUUCCAUCGUCUUCAUUCCACUAUAUGCAUGAGCAUCUGCCCUCCAUUGCAUCAUUUCCUUCUGUCACUUACUUUUCCCAGCAUUGUAAACUUCCAAGCAUUCCAUGUGUAUGAGAAAUAUCUUUUGUAAUGAAGAUCUACCCUUACAAGCGCCUGAUGGGGGGUUGCAGGAGUGUAGACAUUUAACUGUGACAUUGCAGCCAACAACAGCUAAACACUAGCUCACUUAGUCAGGUCACCAAAGAUGAAGUUCACUGCCGCUAUUUAUUGCAUUUUUAUGUUGUUUUUUACAUUUUAGUGCCAUUUCAUGGUGCAUCCUGCUCAUAAUAUGAUGCUGGAGAAUUUCGAU
Rhinichthys klamathensis goyatoka is the source of this 3414-nucleotide messenger RNA. It is a transcript of the gene kcna2b, whose product is annotated as potassium voltage-gated channel, shaker-related subfamily, member 2b. The coding region runs from base 792 to 2279 and encodes 495 amino acids. The record is from RefSeq and is a predicted model, not a curated record. Gene Ontology annotation, cellular component: juxtaparanode region of axon; axon terminus; dendrite. Gene Ontology annotation, molecular function: delayed rectifier potassium channel activity; protein binding. Gene Ontology annotation, biological process: protein homooligomerization; potassium ion transmembrane transport. The transcript is spliced from 3 exons. NCBI's taxonomy places the organism in Eukaryota, Metazoa, Chordata, Actinopteri, Cypriniformes, Leuciscidae.